AGUUACACGCAUCUCGCGUUUCUUUUUUCUUUUAUUUACUACUUCUAAGUUCUAUAUCAUAUGCUCAAAUUCCUCUCAUCAUCCAUCUUUCUCUUGUCUCUUCCUCCACUUCACUCUUCUUAGACUCUGUAUUUUCUCUCUCUAGCAGACCUUUCAUUUUGGAUUUCAAUGGUGGAAUAUUCUUCUAUUCCUCUUCACAACGAUGUUGAAUACCCGUUACCUGCUCCUCCGCCGUUGAAUGUCGUAGGGAAAUCCAAAACCACUCGCGUCGCUUCUCUCGACGUUUUUCGCGGUCUUUGUGUUUUCUUGAUGAUGGUGGUUGAUUAUGGAGGAUCAAUUUUCCCGUCAAUAGCACAUGCGCCUUGGAAUGGCUUAAAUCUCGCUGAUUUUGUUAUGCCUUUCUUUCUCUUUAUCGCCGGACUUUCUCUUGCUAUUGCUUACAAGAAAGUUGACGACAAAAUGGAUGCAACCAAGAAAGCAACCUUUAGAGCUGCGAAGUUAUUUAUUUUAGGUGUUUUUCUGCAAGGUGGAUAUCUACAUGGGGCUAAGUCAUUGACAUACGGUGUUGAUAUUUUAAGAAUACGCUGGAUGGGCAUUUUGCAGCGGAUAUCUUUAGCGUACUUAGUUGGUGCCUUGUGUGAGAUUUGGCUUCCAUGUCAAAAGUGGAGAAAGUUCGGCAUGAUAAGAAGUUACUUUUGGCAGUGGUGUCUUGCUUUGCUUUUGUCCUCUAUCUAUGUUGGACUUCUAUAUGGCUUAUAUGUUCCUGAUUGGGAAGUCAAUAUGGCAAAUUCAGGUUUAUCUUUCCCUGCCGCAAAUGGUACCCAUGUCUACAAGGUGAAAUGUGGAACAAGAGGUAAUAUUAGUCCUGCCUGCAAUUCAGCCGGAAUGAUUGAUCGCUAUUUUCUGGGUAUCAAUCACCUGUAUAUGAAGCCUGCUUACAAAAAUUUGAAGGUGUGUAACAAAACUACAGAUGGCUUUGUACCCGAGGAUUCUCCUUCAUGGUGUCAUGCUCCUUUUGAUCCUGAAGGAAUACUAGGCUCUCUCACUGCGGCUGUGAUCUGCAUUAUUGGACUUCAGUUUGGUCAUAUUCUCGUACAAAAGGAGGAUCACAAGGAGCGCCUGCACAGAUGGUCUUUGCUUUCACUUUUCACUUUCCUCUUCGGAUUAUAUCUUACGUUCACGGGCGUACCCUUGAAUAAAUCGCUGUUUACCGUCAGUUAUAUCCUUGUAACUUCAGCUAUUGCAGGAUUCGUAUUUUGUGCAUUUUAUUUACUGGUAGAUGUUUGGGGAUACAGGUGGCUGACUUUGCCAUUAGAGUGGAUGGGAGUUCAUUCUUUAAGCAUUUUUGUCUUGUUGACUUCAAAUUUAGCUAUUAUUGUGCUCCAAGGAUUCUAUUGGAGAACACCCAACAAUAAUAUGAUUCACUGGGUUAUUAGAUGCUUCAUCUCGCAAUGAUAUUCUUUGUGCCGAGUUGCUUCCUCAUUUUUUAUGUUUAGCCAGUCACUUGGCACAUAGAUUUGGAAGCAUGGAACGCCAAUCAAUAUUGGCUCUCAAAUAAGGGAUUUACUGAUAGUUGUUUUGAUUUCGCUCGUGAGCCUUAUAGUCACAGUAAAAACCAAAAGGCUGUUUUUCAGCUACGUUGAUCUGAGUAGUUGGGAUCUUGUUUCCAGGUCUUUGAAUCAGGCUGAAGAUCCCUCCCGACAGUUUUGUGGUUUCAAGGGAAGGCGAAUGGUCUUGCAGCAAAGCAGAGAUCCAUUGACCCCAUUUUUGAGUUCUAGUGAAGAUAAACAAGAAUUAGAUGGGGUACCACGGACGUACUUACGUACAUAGCAAUCUUAGGCCAAAAUUUAUUAGCUAGUGACAUACAAUGAUAUCAGCUAUACCAUUGGGGAUAUAUUUAUUAUGUAUAGAAAUAUUGUUCUUCAUAUAUUAUUUAUUCUUGAUAUAUAUUUAACCACUAGUAGGUUAUACUUC
This is a messenger RNA of Amaranthus tricolor (Joseph's coat), 1974 nucleotides long. RefSeq lists its product as uncharacterized. The record is from RefSeq and is a predicted model, not a curated record. NCBI's taxonomy places the organism in Eukaryota, Viridiplantae, Streptophyta, Magnoliopsida, Caryophyllales, Amaranthaceae. The transcript has 14 exons. Bases 169 to 1455 code for a protein of 428 amino acids.